Fragaria vesca subsp. vesca is the source of this 2587-nucleotide messenger RNA. Its product is annotated as ferric reduction oxidase 8, mitochondrial-like. Gene Ontology annotation, molecular function: oxidoreductase activity. The record is from RefSeq and is a predicted model, not a curated record. Gene Ontology annotation, cellular component: plasma membrane. The transcript is spliced from 8 exons. NCBI's taxonomy places the organism in Eukaryota, Viridiplantae, Streptophyta, Magnoliopsida, Rosales, Rosaceae.
AAAUCACAAGUAAUAUUAGCCAUUGUUGAUGCAUGUCUCGUUCAUAGUUUGCAGCUGAAAUUGCAGACUAUAUGUAUCUGGAGAUAUGCUAUAUUGCUAUAUAAUUGACAGGCACUUCUGGAAGGUAGUGGUGGGCUAGCGAUGGAUCUUAGUGGAUUCAAGCUUUUUUAGAAUCUGUAGCUCUUUAUAUUGAAAUCUCUUUAGCACUUGGUGAACUCAAGAACUAGUACUGCCUGGCUGAAACUCAAGCUUGAAGUUGACAUGGCAAGAACAACUCUUCCGGCUGUUCUCAAGGUCCUCAUGGCUUUGAUAUUUGCUGCUUGGGUUUCCCUUUGGCUUAUCAAGCCAACUCAGUUUUGGACAAGAGAAUGGAAAGCAGCUGAAGAUUUAGCAAGGCCUACUUUGUUUGGAUAUUAUGGUCUUAAUUUUGCUGUGUAUAUAUUCCCUCUUUUUGCUCUGGCUAUUCUUGGUUCUAUAUACUUGAAUUUGAAGCCCAGGGAGCCAAUUAGGAGGUAAAAAGGGAGGAGAGUUUUUGCUGGUUUCUCAAAUCCAUUGGUGGUGAACAGUCUUCUGGGAAUUUUAUCUAGUAUUGAAAUUGUUGCUGUCUUCCUCUUCAUGCUCUUCUUAGCUUGGACUUUCUAUGUCCGAAUUUCAAGUGAUUUCAAGAAAUUAAAGCCUGACAAAGCACUUAAACUGAAUCUAUGGCAACUCAAGUACCUAAGGGUGGCAACUCGGUUCGGUUUGUUAGCAGAAGCCUGCCUGGCUUUUCUUCUUCUCCCUGUACUAAGAGGUUUAGCCGUAUUUCGGAUACUUGGCAUUCAGUUUGAAGCUUCAAUAAGAUAUCAUAUCUGGCUUGGGACUACAAUGCUAUUUUGUGCUACUUUCCAUGGUGUAAGCACCUUGUUCAUUUGGGGGGUCAGCCAUUAUAUUCAAGAUGAGAUGUGGAAAUGGCAGAAUACUGGGCGAAUAUACCUUGCUGGGGAAAUCUGUCUGCUUACAGGGUUAGUGAUUUGGAUCACAGCACUGCCUCAAAUAAGGAGAAGACAAUUUGAGAUAUUUUACUACACACACCAUCUCUACAUGGUUUUCCUAUUGUUCUUCUUGUUUCAUGCCGGAGAUCGGCACUUCUACACCGUCUUCCCUGGAAUAUUUCUGUUUGGACUAGACAAGCUACUUAGGAUCAUACAGUCUAGACCAGAAACUUGCAUUCUAUCAGCAAGAGUCUUCCCCUCUAAAGCUAUAGAGCUUAUACUACCAAAAGAUCCAGGACUCAAGUAUACGCCCACAAGUGUCCUAUUUCUGAAGGUACCAAGUAUAUCUAAAUAUCAGUGGCACUCAUUCAGCAUCAUAUCCAGUUCUAGUGUUGAUGCCAAUUCAAUGUCUAUCCUGAUUAAAUCCGAAGGAUCCUGGACAAGUUCUCUCUUGAAUUUGAUACAAACCGAGCAGAAGUCAGAUGCUGAUCACAUGAAAUGCAUACCUGUUGCAGCAGAAGGUCCUUAUGGACCUGCCUCAAUGGACUUCCUAAGGUAUGACAGUCUACUUCUUGUUGCUGGAGGAAUUGGGAUAACCCCAUUUCUGAGCAUCUUACAGGAACUUGUUGCAGCACAAAAUAGCGGCCGAUACAAAUUCCUACCUAAAAUACAACUUAUAUUUGCUGUCAAGAAGGUCCAAGAUAUAUGUCUAUUGAACUCAAUUUCACCUCUAAUCUUCAACCAGCCAGUUGAAAAGUGCCAUCUGAAAGUGAAGGUAUAUGUGACUCAAGAAGAGCAAUCUGGUGUCACAGUAAGAGAAGCACUACUAUAUGAGUCUUCUCGAGUGCAAACAGUAAACUUUGACAUCAAAUCUUCGAAUCAUGCAAUAACUGGACUCGAAAGUCCACUCUGGAUGGCUGCCGUAGCUGGAAUUUCCUGUAUCCUGUUUCUCAUUUUUCUCAUCAUUUUCAACCACAUUUUCAUUCCCUCCCAGGAAAAGGCUACCAAAGGAAAGACUCCUUCUUUGGUUGUAGAUCUGCUCAUCAUAUGUUCUUUCAUCGCAGUGCUCAUCUGCAUCAUCUUUGUACCACUUUUUAUAAGAUGGAGAAGACUAAAGAAACAGAACCCUCCAGUAUUCCCAAAACAAGGCAAAGUAUUGGAAAUAAGUCCAGCAGAAGCAAGGGAUACACUUGAGGAACAUGAAAUCCAUUUUGGAAGAAGGCCUAAUUUUGAAGAGAUCUUUGCAAAAUUUCCAAAUGAGAUUGGUGGAUCUGAUAUUGGAGUCUUGGUCUGUGGACCUGAAGCUAUGAAAGAAUCAGUGGCAUCAAUAUGCCAGCAUAAGUGUGGAGGUUUAAAAGCGCAGAAAGCCAAUUUCAGUUUUCACUCUCUCAGUUUUGCACUCUAGUCACAGACUUCCACCAGAAAUUAUCAGAUUCCCAUAACCAAAGUUCAGAAGAUAGUUAGAUUUGCAUCCAUAAGUAUAUAUUGAAAAUCUGAAAUAGUUGUGUGUCUGCUGAUUGGUCACUUAUGAUUGCUUCUUAGGCAAAUACAUCAUGUCUUUUGUAGUAUAUAUCUGAUUUCAAAUCAGUGUGCUUCUGUCAUACAUAUCUUUAAGG